AUGACAGUAACGAGUCAAGAGCCGUAUAAAGAGGUUGUGCAGAUGGCUCUACGGGCUGAGAAGCUCAAGAUUGAGAAUAGAAAGAUUCAGGCCGAGUUUGCUAAAAGGAGGAAUCCGAAUAUAUCUUCCAAUAGAUCUUAUGUGAGCACGGCAUUUGCAUCAUUUUCUGAUAGAAACCUGUCACCUUUAGAGGAGGAAAUUGUAGUUCAUACCCCUCUAGGAGAACAGUUGAUUAGAAACACCUGUUAUAGAGAUUAUGGGAUAAGGGUUAGUAAGGAAGAAUUCAAGGCUGACUUAAUUCCUUUAGAGAUUCAGGAUUUUGAUUUGAUAUUGGCUUUGAAACUAGUGCGAAAAGGGUAUCCUGCUUAUUUGGUACAUGUGAUUGAUACCUCAAAGGGGGAACCUAAGUUAGAGGAUGUCCCAAUAGUAAAUGAGUUCUCUAAUGUGUUUUCGGAUGAGUUACCGGGACUACCUCCUGAUCAAGAGUUUGAAUUCUUUAUUGAUCUAUUUUUGGGUACCGCACCUAUUUCCAUUCCUCCGUAUCGGAUGGCUCCGGCGGAGUUAAAGGAGUUGAAAGUCCAGCUGCAAGAAUUAGUAGAUAAGGGUUUUAUUCGCCCUAGAAAGGCAAAUGUUGUAGCAGAUACCUUAAGUCGUAAAUCCUCAUCUUCAUUAGCAUCACUUCAAAAUUCUUAUUAUCCGAUACUACUUGAGUUGAAAUCUCUAGGGAUCCAAUUGAGUAAUGGCAAGGAUGGAACCCUACUUGCUAGCUUUGUUGUGAAACCCUCAUUGUUGAAUCAAAUCAAGGAAUUGCAGAAGUUCGAUGACGAGUUGAAACAGGAAGUUCAAAAGUUGCGAGAUGGAGAAACUAAUGAGUUCAGACUUGGUGAUGAUGGUAUCUUAAUGCUUGGGAACCGGGUUUGUGUCCCUAAAGAUGAUCAGCUGAGACGGGCUAUUUUGGAGGAAGCUUAUUCUUUCGCCUAUGCUUUACAUCUCAGAAGCACCAAAAUGUAUAGGACUAUCAAGGAAAUUGUGAUUCGGUUCGCUAAGCGAGGAAAGCUCAAUCUAAGAUACAUUGGACCCUUUCGUGUUAUUGAAAGGACUGGGCUAGUGGCAUAUAGACUAGAAUUACCCCCAGAGUUGGAUCGGAUUCACAAUGUCUUCCACGUCUCGAUGUUGAAGAAGUUUGUACCUGAUCCCUCUCAUAUCCUCGAGGCACCUCUGAUUAAGUUGCAAGAAGAUUUGAAGUUCGAGGUGCAACCUGUACGUAUUUUAGAUCGAAAAUAUUGA
Molecule: messenger RNA, 1287 nt
Organism: Theobroma cacao (cacao)
Lineage: Eukaryota; Viridiplantae; Streptophyta; Magnoliopsida; Malvales; Malvaceae
Source: RefSeq, a predicted model, not a curated record